Molecule: messenger RNA, 2819 nt
Organism: Paramacrobiotus metropolitanus
Lineage: Eukaryota; Metazoa; Tardigrada; Eutardigrada; Parachela; Macrobiotidae
Product: adenylyl cyclase-associated protein 2-like
Exons: 9
Coding region: 483-2270 (595 amino acids)
Biological process (GO): cytoskeleton organization; regulation of adenylate cyclase activity; cell morphogenesis
Cellular component (GO): cytoplasm
Molecular function (GO): adenylate cyclase binding; actin binding
Source: RefSeq, a predicted model, not a curated record
ACAGUAUAUUAUUAAGCAGGCAGUAGUAGGGCUGCAUUGAGCAUCGACGUGCCUGGUUAGUUUCUGGCGUGCGUAUGAGAGUUUGAGUCAGAAGACAGCGUCAGCCUUUCAGGCACGGUCUGUGCAAUUAUGUUGAAAACCAGAUCUGCGCUUGUGUGUGUGUGCGCGACUAUCAGCGAGUUGUGAAUUUAAUGCAUGGCGCAAUCCAACAUGUAUGGAUAACUGGUGUGUUAUGCUGAGAGCAGUACGGCCAAACGUUUAAAGUCAAACGUGGUGGUGUGGUGGUGGUUUUCCGACAAACUAGUGAACUUGUGUCUGGGCAAUGUGGAGUUAUACAGGCUCAGCUGGCUGUGCGUCGCUGAUAGAUUAGGAAUAUUUUUUACUUUCCUACUGGAUCUCUCACAUCUCUCUAUUUUUAUCGUCGCGGUUGGCUAGCGUGAAAUAUUUAUCUCGUGCUUUUGGCAACAUUACCGACUGUUACGAUGGUGCGCUGGUUUGGUUGUUUUGGAAAAUCACGUGAGAAAGAUCCGAAUGCUAAAUCCAAAAAGUCCAAAGGCAAAGCUGGCUCAGGAAGUGGUGCUGGUGGUGUAGUCGAUUCGGCAGAUGCGGUUGUUGAUGGCACAACCAACCAUCGGGAUCAUGAUAAGGAUCGUGACGGAAUACACGCUAGUAAAGACCGGGCUAAUAAUGAUUCGGCUGUCCUGGUUGACCACCAUCUAGUCAAUAAUAAUGUUAACCAUCAAAAGGAAACGCUUGUUUCCACUGGCACUAACCAGACACCGCAUACGAUCGCUACCGUCAGCAGAAGUCCUUCGAAAACUCUCAAAGAACUUCGCGACGAAUUUUUCCACAUUGAACGCGUUACACCCUAUCCGGACUCGCGAAACGCGACACCCACACCAAAAGCACUAGAAAAAGACAACAUGGCUCUAGGAUAUGGAGAUAUUCCCCCUCUUGUACAAGAGUACGAUGAGAUUUUCAACUCUAACAGCUUACAGACCUACUUUAAUCUCAGCCGACAGAUCGGUGGAGAAGUUCAGGCGCAGGCCGCCUUUGUUGAGAGGUUGUUUGCCCUUGAGCGAGAUUUCCUUGUUACUGCUGCUAACCACAAGAAGCCCUCAGAUGCGACUCUGAAAAGUCUUAUGGAACCCAUCGCUAAUCGCAUUCAGGCUAUUCAGGAUAUUCGUGAGAAGAAUCGUGCCAGUAAACUGUUCACUCAUCUUUCUGCCAUCAGCGAAAGUAUCCCGGCACUUGGGUGGAUAGCUGUGUCACCCACUCCGGCGCCCUACAUCAAAGAGAUGAUUGAUGCUGGUCAGUUCUACACGAAUCGAGUUCUGAAGGAUUAUAAGGACAAGGAACCGAUGCAUGUUGAAUGGGCUCGCGCCUGGAUUGACGUGCUGCAACAACUGCAAGCCUAUGUCAAGAAAACUCACACAACCGGCGUGGCUUGGAAUCCGCGCGGCGGGGAUUUAUCCACAGUGCCACAGAGCUCGUCAAUCAAUCGGAAUUUGGCUACCGGAGGCGCUCCACCCCCACCUGGUCCACCACCUCCAGGCCCUCCACCUCAACUGUUCAAAUGCAAUUUUCCACCGGAACCCAAUCAGAGUGAUGCGCGCGCUGCCCUCUUUCAAAGUAUCAACCAGGGUGAUGAUAUCACCAGAGGCUUGAAGAAAGUUACCGCAGACAUGCAAACCCAUAAAAAUCCUAAUCUGCGUGGAGGUGCCACGGUCACCGAUAGUCCUACGCGGUCCGCAGGUGCCAUCGCCGCUUCCAAGAUCGGACCCAACGGACCACCGAAAGUUGAGCUGAAUGGCAAAAAAUGGGAAGUGCAUAAUCAGCAAAGCAACCAAAAAAUUGUUAUUGAUCAGACAGAAAUGAAUCAUUCCGUAUACAUCUACCGUUGUGCGGACUCAGUGGUACAGGUCAAGGGCAAGGUUAGCUCGAUCACGGUUGAUAGUUGCUCGAAGACAUCGGUGGUCUGCGAAAGCUUGGUGUCUUAUGCCGAAGUGGUCAAUUCACAAAGAACUCAAAUUCAGGUGAUGGGCAAAGUUCCUACAGUUCAGAUUGACAAAUCCGAUGGCGUACAGAUCUACUUAAGUAAGGAUUCGUUAGAUUGUGAGAUCUUCAGCGCCAAAUCCUCGGAGAUGAACGUGUCCGUGCCCAAAGCUGAUGGAGAUUAUGCUGAGCAUCCUGUUCCUGAGCAAUUCAAAACCAAGUGGGAUACCAAACGCGGCAAACUAGUCACUGAAGUUAAUGAGGCUACUGGUUGAUUAUUUAACUGUCACUUCUCACAUCACCAAGGCAGCAACCGGAAAUUUCAUCCAACAUUUUCAAGCGCCGACUGAUGACUUAAUGUAUGGAUUGUGCGCGAAUGAUGGUAAUUUUUAUCAUGAAAAUGAGAAACUGAUAGUCUCUUCUUUGUACUCUCGAACUGGCUGCAAAUUGGUCAUCUUGUCUUUUUUUCCUUUGAAUAAUCAACCCACUUUUGCGCGCGCGCGUUACUAUUUGCGAAAAAUUGCCCAUUGGUUUCUAUAUUUUUGUUAUUUCAUUCUCUAUCUAUCUCACACUUUGAUCACAAGCUACCCUUUUUACCAGUGAAGUUUGUUAUUUUGGGAAAAUUUUGUGUUUGUGCGGGAAACGUCGUGGAAAAUGUUGUUAUUACAGUUGUAUUUUUCUUUAUAUUUGGAGUAAUUUGCACGUGUUAGCAUUUUUUAGUCGUUCGUUGAUUGUGAGUCUGAUAGGUCAUUUGGGUGCAUUUGGCGCACAUCUUUUGCAGCUGCUUGUCUAGUGGAAAUAAAGUCUAAUACAGCUUCGAUUAA